Hymenoscyphus albidus is the source of this 1898-nucleotide messenger RNA. The record is from the annotation of a GenBank genome assembly. NCBI's taxonomy places the organism in Eukaryota, Fungi, Ascomycota, Leotiomycetes, Helotiales, Helotiaceae.
AUGGCUUCCCAAGCAAGCCCAGAGGUGGUUGACGAGAAGGUCACUAAUAGCACCACGGUGCCCGCCAAUGAUCACCCAUUUGAGAACAAGGAGACACUGGCACGCCAUCAACCGAUCAGCAACGCAAGUAGUACCGAGGAUGUAAGUCCCGAUGCCCAAGAAGGUGUCAAGGACGUCGAGGCAAUCACGAUGACCUGGAGCCGGACGCAUUUGUACAUGGCAUAUAUCUUGUAAGUGAAAACACGGACAACCGAGUAGUUCGAAAUUGGCAAAGUCGCUAAUAAUAUUGGGGACAGCCUCUGGAUCAUCUACUUCGUCGACGCGAUGAACUCAGGUGUCACCGGCGCUCUCACUCCUUAUGUUACUAGCUCUUUCCAACGACACUCCUUGACUGCAACUACCUCGAUCAUGAGCAGCAUCAUUGGUGGCCUUUGGAAGCUUCCCCUCGCUAAGAUUUUAGAUCUUUGGGGCAGACCACAAGGUUUCUUGAUGAUGUCUAUGGUUUUGACUUUGGGUCUCAUUAUGAUGGCCGCAUGUAACAACGUGCAAACCUAUGCUGCAGCACAAGUCUUUUAUUGGACUGGGUAUUUAUUCCAUACGCCCACCUGCUCUGUAGCAAAGCUAACAGCACACACAGCUAUAAUGGACUCACCUACACCAUGUCAAUCUUCAUCGCAGAUACAUCCGCUCUCAAGAGUCGAGCAUUCGCUUUUGCGUUUGUUUCGUCUCCAUACAUCGCCACAGCCUGGAUUGGAGGUCCAAUUGCCCAGAAUUUCUUGAGCGGUGCUGGUUUCCGAUGGGGAUUUGGAACUUUCGCAAUUGUUACGCCAAUCAUGACUAUGCCCUUGUUCCUCCUACUUUGGUGGAACCAGAACAAGGCCAAGAAAACAGGGUUGAUCCAACAGAGAAACAGCGGCCGGACUACUUUCGAAUCUCUUAAGCAUUACGCUAUUGAAUUCGAUGUCAUUGGAGUUCUUCUUCUAUGUGCCGGCCUGGCCCUCUUUCUUCUACCGUUCAGUCUCUACUCUUAUCAGCCCCUUGGUUGGAAGGCCCCCAUGAUUAUCUGCAUGAUUAUAUUUGGAGGCGUCCUUCUGGGUGUCUUCGCCGUCUACGAGAAGUAUUUUGCACCAGUUGCUUACAUCGAUUACUCUCUUCUUACCGAUCGCACUGUAUUUGGGGCUUGUAUUCUAAGUGGUGUUCUCUUUGUCGAAUUUUACAUCUGGGACAGUUAUUUCCCCUCAUUCCUUCAAGUCGUUAACGGCCUCAAUGUCACCGAAACCAGUUACAUAGUCAACAUCUACAGCAUUGGAUCUUGCUUCUUCUCUCUCAUUGUCGGCAUCCUUGUUCGGAUUACCGGAAGAUUUAAGUGGCUGGCACUCUACUUUGGUGUUCCAUUCACGAUUCUUGGAGUUGGCUUGAUGAUUGCUUUCCGUCAACCAGACCAAAACAUCGGCUACAUCAUUAUGUGUCAAAUCUUCAUCGCUUUCUCUGGAGGAACCCUUGUCAUUUGCGAGCAAAUGGCUGCUAUGGCUGCGGCUUCUCAUCAACAAGUUGCUACUGUCAUUGCAGUUGAGGGUAUGUUUGCUUCCGUCGGUGGAGCAAUUGGUUCUACUGUCGCUGCUGCUAUCUGGACUGGAGUGUUCCCUAAACAGCUUGCCAAGAACCUUCCAACAGAAGCUCUACCAGAACUGACAACCAUUUAUGGGAGUUUGACCACCCAGCUCUCAUACCCGAUUGGCAAUGCCACUCGAACUGCUAUCAUCGAAUCAUAUGGCGAGACACAGAAAUUGAUGUUGAUUGCCAGUACCGCGGUUUUGGUUCUGGCUAUUGGAUCUGUAAUGAUGUGGAGAGAUAUCAAUGUCAAGGAUCUCAAGCAAGUCAAGGGGGUUGUGUUUUAG